GCUCGCCUUCUCGCUUCCUUCCCCACCGCCGCCGUCGCUUUCUCCGUCUCCGUCUCUCAUUUCCGGUCGCCAGUCCCUCGUCGCCGUCUCUGCGCGCUCUUCUCUCGCGCCGCACGCCGCACGCAGCAGCAGUCAUGUCGCGCUCCACGCGCGCCAACCCGGCGCCGACGGCCAAGGCCGCGCCGCCGCCUGCCGUCUCGGACGAGGAUGCGCCCGUCAUGACGCGCCAGCUCAGCAGCACCAGCCGCGCCACGCAGGAGGCCAACCGCGCACAGGAGAACAUCUUUCUCUUCGUGCCCAACCUCAUCGGCUACGCGCGCAUCAUCCUCGCGGCGCUCUCGCUCAUCUACAUGAAGUCAAAUCCCAAGUACUGCACCUUUCUGUACGGCGUCUCGUGCCUGCUGGAUGCGGCCGACGGCGUCGCGGCACGGCGGUUGGGCCAGAGCACAAAGUUCGGCGCCGUACUGGACAUGGUCACUGAUCGGUGCACGACGUCCUGCCUGCUCUGCUUCCUCGUCACGGCCUACCCGCGCUGUGCACUCAUCUUCCAGGCGCUUAUCACGCUCGACUUCUCGAGCCACUACAUCCACAUGUACAGCUCGCUCAUCACGGGCUCGACGUCGCACAAGGUGGUCAAGUCGGACGUCUCGCGCCUGCUGCAGCACUACUACUCGCAGCGCUGGCUCUUCUUCUACUGUGCCGGCAACGAGCUCUUCUUCGUCUGUCUCUACCUCAUGGACUUCUACCCCACGCCGCUGGGCCUGCAGCCCGAGUGGCUCAUUGCCGCGCUGCCCGUGCACACUGCAAACGCCCUCACCACGGCGGCCGUGCAAGAUCCCAAGGGCUGGGCCGCACUGCUCUUUGCCGUCAUCCGCAACGCCACGUGGCCGCAGAUCGCCGGCGCCCUGACGUUCCCGAUAUGCGCGGCGAAGCAGCUCUUCAACGCCCUCCAGUUCUGGAAGGCUGCAAAGGUGCUCGUGGGCAUCGACCUCAUCGAGCGGGCACAGGCGCGGUUGGAGAAGAAGGCAUAGGCGGUGCGUGCGCGCGCGGUGGCGGCGGUGCUCCGGCAAGGAAGGGACGAUGCUCUCUAGGAGGCGGAACGAAGGAAAGGAGAAAAGCGCAAGGGCCGUGCCAGCGCUGGAGGCUGGAAUCUCUGCGCAACCGCGUCGACUGCCGAGCCGACGGCCGUGGUCCGCUGCCAUGCCACGAGCUGGCUGCGCCGAGCUGGUCCGCCCCUCACUCCACACUCCUUUGGCUCGCCCUGCUCCCUCUCUCGCCUCACACUCUCAUUCCCUCACUCCUCUCAUACAAUGUACUUCUCUCGCUGCCUCGCAAUCCUGAUUUACCUGCAUCCAAGGC
Messenger RNA from Tilletiopsis washingtonensis, 1359 nucleotides. RefSeq lists its product as hypothetical. Gene Ontology annotation, cellular component: Golgi apparatus; membrane. Lineage: Eukaryota; Fungi; Basidiomycota; Exobasidiomycetes; Entylomatales. Bases 135 to 1031 code for a protein of 298 amino acids. Gene Ontology annotation, molecular function: CDP-diacylglycerol-inositol 3-phosphatidyltransferase activity. The transcript is spliced from 4 exons. Gene Ontology annotation, biological process: phosphatidylinositol biosynthetic process. The record is from RefSeq and is a predicted model, not a curated record.